AUGGAGGUCGCGAGGGCUGAGGGUCAGCAGCUACGCACAGACCAACAGAAGCUGAAGGCCACGGUUCACCGCACAGUUGACUGUCUUUGCAAGGAAGUUGCAGCCGAAAAAGAGAUGCAGUUCAGCAAGCAGACCGUCGCAGCGAUUUCGGAGGUACUUUUUGCCUGCGAAAAUUUUGCAAAAGUCCUUGAAAUGUUUGCCAGACAUGAGAAAAGAAGCACCAUUAACACGGACGAUGGGAAGCUCUUAGCCAGGAGGAGCCACUCGCUGCUGAAAUACAUCACAGAGAAAAAUGAAGGGAUUGCUCAGGUGAACCUAGAACAGAAGGCAAAGAAGAAAAAGAAACCAGAAAGAGGAAACCAGGAGUCCACGGAGUCGGCGGUGGAGGCCGAAGCUGUGGAAAGUAAGGGUGAGCCGUCGAUAGCUGCCGCCUUCAGCAGGCCGAGCCCCGCAAAAGGCAUGAUUUCACAAAGUGGGAGUUGCAGUCCUGGGACUGCUUGUCCUAUAUUCUUGUCAGACACGGACUUCAAAAAUGAAUUAAAAAGAGAGUGUUGUUAG
Molecule: messenger RNA, 558 nt
Organism: Echinops telfairi (small Madagascar hedgehog)
Lineage: Eukaryota; Metazoa; Chordata; Mammalia; Afrosoricida; Tenrecidae
Product: centromere protein S-like
Exons: 1
Coding region: 1-558 (185 amino acids)
Biological process (GO): resolution of meiotic recombination intermediates; replication fork processing
Cellular component (GO): Fanconi anaemia nuclear complex; FANCM-MHF complex
Molecular function (GO): protein heterodimerization activity; chromatin binding
Source: RefSeq, a predicted model, not a curated record